UAGUAAUAAUAAUAAAAAUAAUAAAAAUAAUAAUAAUAAUAAUAAUAAUAAUAAUAAUAAAGUAAUAAUAAUAAUAGUAAUAAUAACAAUAAUAAGGUUAAAUUUUGUUAUAAAAAUAAACUUAAAUUUAAUAAUAAUAAUAUAUAUCUUAAUAAUAAUAAUAGCCUAUCCAAACAUAUUAAUAAUAUUCUUAAGCUUAGUAUCUCUAAAAAGCUUAAUAAUAACAAAUUUAAUAAGAUGAAUUAUUAAAAAUUAAAAGGCUAAUUAAUAUAUUUAAAUUAAUAAAAAUAACAACCUUAAUAAUAUUGUAGAUUAAAAUUCAAAUUAAAAAAAUAAAACUCAUAAUCAUAACAAUAAUA
Ichthyophthirius multifiliis is the source of this 359-nucleotide messenger RNA. RefSeq lists its product as hypothetical. The transcript has a single exon. Lineage: Eukaryota; Ciliophora; Oligohymenophorea; Hymenostomatida. The annotation marks the transcript as partial. The record is from RefSeq and is a predicted model, not a curated record.